Molecule: messenger RNA, 740 nt
Organism: Contarinia nasturtii (swede midge)
Lineage: Eukaryota; Metazoa; Arthropoda; Insecta; Diptera; Cecidomyiidae
Gene: Pfdn6
Product: probable prefoldin subunit 6
Exons: 3
Coding region: 120-518 (132 amino acids)
Biological process (GO): protein folding; chaperone-mediated protein complex assembly
Cellular component (GO): cytoplasm; prefoldin complex
Molecular function (GO): protein-folding chaperone binding
Source: RefSeq, a predicted model, not a curated record
CGGUGAAUGUGUCAAACGAUGAACUGCAUGUAUUCGCUGAAACAGAAAAAGAUACAUUCAUACUUGAGAUAUUUUUUUGGUAAACGAACAGAUAUUUAAAAAAAAAAACAGCCACAAAAAUGGAUGCAGAAUGCAAAGCGAUCGAAAAGAAAAUGCAAUCGGAGGUGGAUCAGUUCAAAUCUAUUCAAAAAGAUUUCAGUAAACUGGUGCAACAACGUGAACUCCUCGAUGGUCAAUUGAAUGAAAACAAAAGCGUUCUGGAGGAAUUGAAAAUACUGAAAGACGACAAUCAGGUAUACAAAUUGUACGGUCCAGUAUUGGUGAAACAAGAUCUUGAAGACAGUCGUCAAAAUGUAAGCAAACGUAUGGACUAUAUCAAGAAAGAAUUGAAGCGAUGCAAUGAUCAAAUCGAAGAUUUGGAAAAGAAACAAGAUAAACAUCGGGAAAAUAUUCAAAAAUUACAGCAAAAAUUACAACAACAAUAUCAAUCUGUUAUGGCAGCCGCUGGCAUGAAGUGAAACGUUUUAACGAAAACAAUUUUAUGUUUUUGCAUACACACACCACAUACUCUCAAUUUGUUCACAUUUCUUUUUUCAUGAAAUCGUUUUUCGAAUUAAAAAAAAAUAAAUCACUGGUGAAUAAUAAUAAUAAUAAAAAAAAUAAUCAUGAAACUAACUGAGUGGAAAGGUAUUUAUUGAGAACAAUAAAUGGAAAUCGUUGGAUGGAUGAAAUGAAAAGUC